AUGUCGCAUCACCAUCAUCAACAGCAACAACAGUACUAUACAGACAUCUCUGAAGAGAUCCCUUUGGGCCAAGUCCCUGAAGAGAAACAAGAUCAAAAGUUGUUUGAUUCAAGCCAUGUGAAACACGACACUACGUACGCCAGAAUACACAACAGACAAUCCGUGAAUAGCAUCCAAGAGUUGCAAAACAGAAGCUCAUUUUCUUUAUAUUUCAAGACUCUGUUCACCAUUGUACUGUCUUGCUUCUUUACAAUUGCGUUGCUGCUUCUGUUCCUGUAUGCUGACGGAAAGCCCUUGGAUUUCACUAUCAUUGGCCUAAAGAUUCCCUCUCUUGUGUCGUUUCUAUUGAGCGCCAACUUGAUCUUUAUUGCCAGCGGCAUAUCCAAAGCGCUCGCAGAGUAUAAAUGGGUCCGUCUUACAGAAGGUGCCAAGUUGACUAUCAUUGAUGUGUAUGAUGAAUGCACCCGAGGAUUGUCAGGCUUCACAAGUGCUUUUAAAGCAAUGACCUUUGAUUGGGUCCUCGUUGUAGCUCUUGUGUUCAAUAUUGGCCUCUUGAUCAUCAGUCCUGCUUCGCAAGAGCUCCUCGUCCCCGUCAUGAAGAACAUCACACUAGGCCCUAACUCCAGCAUUCGCUUUCAUUAUCUGCCAGCUGAGAGUUUGGGUGGUCGCAGCAAACUUGGCAGUAGUGGCAUUGCGCCAUUUAUGAACGGUUUGUCAACCAAUGCCUAUCUUACUUCUUCCAGUUUUGCCCAGGCUGCAACAGGUAGCAAGUCGUCACCUCUCUAUGAAUGUCCCUCUGGCACUGCCUACUGCUCGUACGAUAAUAUCACCUACAUUUCAACCAACAUGACCUGCAACACUGUGUCUGCUGAUGAAACGGCCAUUGUCAAUCGCUGGGGAACAAACAGAACUGUGGUUGUGCUGAAAGAAUUCUUCACUGCCUUCAAUAUCACGACAGCUUCAGAUAUGAAGUUUCCUAAAUUCUUGUAUUCUGGAGAUAUGGUGAAUCGCACCUACUGGGAUUUGGCCAACUAUACAGCUCCCAUGAUACCAGGAUUGAACGUGCCAGAGAUUUUUACAGACGAGAAGGUGUACGAUGCACGCUACAGACCUUAUGUUGGUGAUCAAUCCUUCAUCAUUGCAUACAACAAGACGUAUCAAACUGCCAGUGUUCUCAAUCCUAACAGCACCUACUUGGAUCUGGAAUUCAAGAAAUGCUACUUUAAUUCGAGUUAUGUUAAUUCUACUUGGAGAACCACAAAUGGCACCUUGGUACAAUAUAGCGUCGAUUCUGCUACUCCUAUUGUCAUGGAUUAUGAUAAAGUGAUUGGCAAUAACACUGCAAACAACUUUGAUGCUAUGACAGCCCAUCCAAUGUACGGCGUCAUGCUCAACGCAUACAUCAUGCAACAGAGCAUCAUCGCAGAACUGUUGGCACCAAAGUAUUACAACAUUCGAGACUACCUUGCUUCGUUUCGUCAGAUCGAAAACUUCAAAUACAACAAGGAACCCUAUCCAUUCGAAUAUUUUAUGCAACAUGCUUUGAAUGCUUUCGAUCAAGCUUAUUUCCAAGCGCCUUAUGUCAACAAUGACGCUGAAUCAUUAGCUUGGUCAGGUUCAGGCAGAGACGGGCAAGCUGUUUUCAAUUUGGAACCUCAAUACGCUAUCAAGAGAGAGGCAUGCUAUGCGCUAUGUCUGUGCUUGUUCAUUCCUAUCGUCUGGUGGAUUGCCAUCUGGACUGUCAGCAUCAAGAAAUCACACGGUGUUGCUCGCGGUAACUCGCAGAUUGCUCUGUUGGCUACUGGAAUGACACCUCUUGCGGAGCAUAACCUGAGAGGUUUCUCCAAAUUGGACAGCGAGAAUGCAUUCAAGUACGCCAAAAAUAUUCGGGUUCGUGUGGGUACAUUUAGAAAUGGAAAUCAAAAAGACGUGGUUGCCUUUGGCAUGGAUGGCGAAGAACAUUUGAUGCCUUUGAAAUAA
Molecule: messenger RNA, 1980 nt
Organism: Mucor velutinosus
Lineage: Eukaryota; Fungi; Mucoromycota; Mucoromycetes; Mucorales; Mucoraceae
Exons: 4
Coding region: 1-1980 (659 amino acids)
Source: RefSeq, a predicted model, not a curated record